AUGCAAAAUAAAGAAGUAGUAGUAAAAUCCUAUGAUCCAGCAAAUAUAACUAAUAAAGUUGAGCUGAGAGUUCAAGAUGCAUCUUUACUCUCAUUAGCAAGGGCUGCAACUGUAGAUCCUGAAUGUUGUGGCUGGUUAUAUGUACUUAACAAUAAGGGAUCAGCUAUUAAUACAUCUCUUCAAUAUCUAAAGUCAUUACAAGAUAGUUGGGAACAUUACUAUUUCAAUAUGAAAGGUGGAAUGAUGUUUGGAUCUAGUAAAAAAGAUGGAUCUACACUAGAGGUUGUAUAUAUUUUGUGUGAUAUGAUUAUAAGUAGUAUAGAUUCAAGCACAGCUUUGCAGAAAGAAUAUAUAACAAGAGAAGAAGAAGCAAGCCUACAACAAAAAUUAGGGAAAGAAAUAACGUUAAUAAUGUUAUUACAUCAUAAUCAAGCAAUUGGUAUUGAGUCUAAUCCUGUAAUAUUUGCUUCAAGUUCCUCAAAUGUAGCCUCUCGUUGGUGUAUUGCAUUAAACAAAACCUUACAAUAUGGUCAAAUGAGAUAUACAGAUGAAUACUUAGAUGAUGAUCUUUCUAAUAAUGGUAGUAAAACUAGAUUAGUACAAGGAAAUUCUUUAAUAGGUUCUACAGUAUCAUUUUACAGAACUAGAGAUAUGACUCAGGUAUCCCAGCAGAUUGAUAAGCUAAAGAAUCAGUUGAAACAAAUGGAAAAUACUAACAAAACUUUAGAAAGCAGAAAUGACCAGUUACAAAAUCAACUGAAGAAAUUACAGAGUACAUUAAAUGUUACUGAAAAAGCAACUAGUGAAGCAGUUGAGCAAAAAACUGUAGAAUUAACUCAAAUUAAGGAAAAUUUGAGUAAUAUAAAAAGUGAAAGAGAUCUUUUAAUUGAAGAAAAGACAAGUUUAUAUAGUAAAUUAUAUCAACUACAAAGAGAAAAUCAAAAUAUUCUGAUGGAAAAAUAUAAUCUCCGAAAUGAAUUUCAAGAGCUCCAAAAUUCAAUUACUUCAGCUAUAGGAGGAGAUAAUACACUACAAAAGUUAAUAGUUCGGCUUCAAUAUUUGAAGAAUUCGAGUCAAAAGUUAUUAAUUGAGAAUAAAAAAUAUAAAAAAGAAAUUCAGGAUAUAUUGAACCAUUAUAGACAGGAACAAGAAAAGUCAAUACAACAAUUAAAUACAGUUAAGGAGCUAUUAUCACAGCAGGAUGUAUUUCAACUUCUGAUUCGCCAAAUGGAUUUGGUACAAGCUAAACUACAAUACCAAGAAGAGGCAUGGAAAAUGCCCGAAAAUCAAGCAGAAAAUCUUCUUUUUUGGAUUCAACAAUUGCAAAACCAAUGGAAAGUAGACGAAGCUGUUGCUAGAGCCUCUUAUUUAAAACAUAGAAGCAUAAUGUUAGGAGAACAAAUGCAAGCAUACACUUUGGGAUUACCUUUGCCAAAGCAUUAUACAAUUAUUCAGGAACUUUUAAAAAAACUGCAAUGUGUAUUUAGAGAGGAAGAAUUUGCAAUUGCAACAAAAUCUGAGUUAUUUUAUAGAGAUAUUCAACCUUUAAAUAAUGAGGGUGGCUCUCAAGAUAAUGGAGAUCUUAAUCAACCUUAUUGGGUCAAUGACAACUUUCAAGAACCUCCAUUAGCAAUUGUCCCUUCUAUAUUCGGUGGAAUAGAAAACAAGAGUAGCAAUGGCAUUGAUGGAAAUACAUCUGAUACUGAUACUAUGGCCUUUGUGUUUAGGACAAAUCAAUAUACUCCUAAGAUUCAUAUUGAUCUACUUAGCCCUCCAGAAAAGAAAGUACCAGAAUCAGAAUACACAAGACUUAAAAGUACAUAUAGAGAACUAAAAGAUAGAUGUGAUAUGUUAGAAUCUGAGAAUGAAAAUUUAAUUGAGAAAAUUCAAAAAAUGAUUAAAUAUAGUCAAGUAUAUUCCAAGAGGCCAAUAAUAUUUCGUCAACAUACUGGAGCUAAUAGCCUUACAGAUAUAGGUCAUAUAUCACCUGUUUAUUCUAAGAAAUCUAGUAUGAAUAAUAUAGAUAAUUUAAAUUUACAUAAUUCAGUAACUGAAAUAACAGAUAAAUCUACAAGUGUAGCUACAGAUGAUAUUAAUAAAUCUUCUAAGACUUCUAAUUCUUAG
Cryptosporidium muris RN66 is the source of this 2124-nucleotide messenger RNA. RefSeq lists its product as uncharacterized. Lineage: Eukaryota; Apicomplexa; Conoidasida; Eucoccidiorida; Cryptosporidiidae. Bases 1 to 2124 code for a protein of 707 amino acids. The transcript has a single exon. The record is from RefSeq and is a predicted model, not a curated record.